AUGUUCGCCGCGACGAAGCCGCAGGUUGCCCUCCGGGCGCGCGCGCGUAAGAGCGACGUUCGUGCACGCUCUGGUGGACGCAAGGCGAUGGUGACGCGCGCGGCCGGGUACGAUUAUGACUUGCUCAUUAUCGGUGCCGGUGUUGGUGGACACGGGGCGGCGAUGCACGCGGUGUCGAGAGGUUUGAAGACGGCCAUCAUGGAGGGCGACGUGAUCGGCGGGACGUGCGUGAACCGUGGGUGCGUGCCGUCGAAGGCGCUACUCGCGGCGUCAGGACGCGUGCGGGAGAUGCGUAACGCCGAACACUUGAAGGCGCUCGGGAUUACCGUGCAGCCGGGAGCGGUGACGUACGAUCGGCAAGGGAUCGCGGAUCACGCCGAAAACUUGGCGGCGACCAUUCGAGGUAACUUGGAGCGCUCUCUCACCGGUCUCGGUGUGGACAUCAUCACCGGGGCGGCGAAGAUUGAAGAUAACCACACGGUUUCGUACGGUGCGCCAGGCACGGUCACCGGUGGUAAGGUCACGGCGAAGAACAUCAUCAUCGCCACCGGCUCGACGCCGUUCGUGCCGCCGGGAAUCGAGGUUGAUCACAAGACCGUGUUUACCUCGGACGCUGGCUUGAAGCUCGAUUGGGUUCCGGAAUGGGUUGCCAUCAUUGGCUCCGGGUACAUCGGUUUGGAGUUUUCCGACGUGUAUACGGCGCUUGGCUCUGACGUCACCUUCAUUGAAGCCAUGCCAAACAUCAUGCCGGGCUUCGACAAAGAGAUUGCCAAGAUGGCCGAGCGUGUGUUGAUCAGCCCGCGUAACAUCGACUACGUCACCAACGUUUUGGCGACCAAGGUCACGCCGGGCAUUCCGGGCAAAAAGCCGGUCACCAUCGAACUCACCGACUUCAAGACAAAGGAAGUCGUCGACACCAUGGAAGUCGAUGCGGUUCUCGUUGCCACUGGCCGCUCACCGUACACCCAGGGCUUGAACACCGAAGCCAUCGGCGUCGAGCUUCAGCGUGGUUUCAUCCCGGUCAACGCGAAGAUGCAAGUUUUGGACAAGGAUGGCAAGGUUGUUGAGGGUAUGUGGUGCAUUGGUGACGCCAACGGUAAGAUGAUGUUGGCGCACGCUGCAAGCGCUCAAGGUAUUAGUGCGAUCGAGAACAUGUGCGGCAACGAGAACGAACUCAACCAUCUCUCUGUUCCGGCUGCGUGCUUCACGCACCCUGAAGUCUCUUUCGUCGGGUUGACGGAGGAACAAGCUCGCGAAAAGGGUGAGAAGGAAGGCUUCGAGGUCGCCGUCCGCAAGACAGCAUUUAAGGGCAACUCCAAGGCGCUCGCUGAGAAGGAAGGCGACGGUAUGGCCAAGCUCAUCUACAACCCGAAGACGGGUGAAAUUUUGGGUAUGUGGAUCUUUGGUUUGCACGCGGCGGACUUGAUUCACGAGGCGUCAAACGCAAUCUCGAUGGGUUCCAAGCUCGACGACUUGAAGUUCACCGUGCACGCGCACCCGACACUCUCCGAGGUUGUCGAAUCUUUGUUGCGCGGCUCGGACGGACACUAG
Messenger RNA from Ostreococcus tauri, 1551 nucleotides. RefSeq names its product Pyridine nucleotide-disulphide oxidoreductase,class I, active site. The record is from RefSeq and is a predicted model, not a curated record. The transcript has 2 exons. Gene Ontology annotation, molecular function: dihydrolipoyl dehydrogenase (NADH) activity; flavin adenine dinucleotide binding. Bases 1 to 1551 code for a protein of 516 amino acids. NCBI's taxonomy places the organism in Eukaryota, Viridiplantae, Chlorophyta, Mamiellophyceae, Mamiellales, Bathycoccaceae. Gene Ontology annotation, cellular component: mitochondrion; oxoglutarate dehydrogenase complex.